Messenger RNA from Pecten maximus, 2492 nucleotides. RefSeq lists its product as uncharacterized. The transcript is spliced from 12 exons. Bases 635 to 1951 code for a protein of 438 amino acids. NCBI's taxonomy places the organism in Eukaryota, Metazoa, Mollusca, Bivalvia, Pectinida, Pectinidae. The record is from RefSeq and is a predicted model, not a curated record.
UCUAAUACUAUAUCCGGAGUUUCCUGAAUAGCAGUGUCUAUAGAAUUCUGUAGAUGAUUCCAAAAGGAUUGUGCGAUAUUAGGAGGCCUAUACAGAGUACACAGAAGCUGUUUUUUUUAUAUGGAAACUGAAUCUCCGUCCAAAUAACCUCACCCACUUGAAAUUCUAUGUAUAUACUGCUACCCUCCCGGGGUUCCCCGGUCAUUGCGGUAUAACUUAUAAUCACCCAGGAGUAUAUCAGCGUCAGAAAUAGAAGCAUCAAGAAACAACACGAUGUCGCUAUCAUUGAAGUAUCGGACGUCCUUGUGUGUAAUUGGACUCCUCGUUUCUGUGUAUUAUAUACUUUGUCAAUUCAUGGAAUCACCAGUCCAGCCUGGAGGUACGACAAAUACUCGUAAAGCCGCUACUCAAAGCGUCCCAAUGACCAUGACACAUCGAGGGGCCGAAAAAGGAAGUAUCUAGCGACACAGCGCCAUUUGCACUUUACGAUGCAGAGCGAUUCAAAGACGAUGCUAUCCUCCAAAAGGAAAUACGUGUGGAUUCUGUUUAUAGGAUCGGAGCCUCACAAUACAAACGAAUCCGCCACGUCGUACAGAGUAGCCUCAGGGAUGUACGUGUCGAGAGUUUACAGAGAAUGACUAGAGAAGUGGUAUCCGAGAUCUAUCAUAGAUAUAUGAACACGCUUCAGUUUUUCUGUCCAAACAAGGAUAUGUUGGGAGGUGUCGGUUCGGGUCGAUACGUCUGUACGGGUUUCUCUACGAACGGGAAAUGUCUUGUCUACGAUAUCACCGAUGAAAAGAAAACUGUGUUCUUUAAAACAGAUGUUGAAGAUGUGUACAAAUGUGAACAAAGACAGCUAAAAACAAGUGAUAUUAGAACAGAAAUGGAAAGUUUGAACCUGGAGACACCUCUCACAAACAUGCUGACCCGUGAGGUAAGAAUCGACGUCCUUUUAAUACGAGGUGACGGAGCAGGCGACAUUGCUAAUGGACUUCUCCAACGCGGGGUUCUACGUCACGUCGACCAGCUGUCCAUAGACUUCCACGCAGUGAAUAACGUCACUUCCGUUUCCAACUACAUCAAGCAAAUACUCCUGUUAAAAACUCUUUACGAGGAAGGAUUCAGAAUCUACCAUUUUGAAAGAGAUCCGAAAUAUAUCUUCUCAGACAAUCCUUGGCGGACAGGAGGAUACACGCUAAAUAUGAUGAGAGAGAGAAGAGUAGACGGCCCGCUAGGUGUUCCCAUCACGGUGAAAAAUUCGACGAAAAGACAGUUGCUCAACCCGUUGUUCAGCUACCUAUUGACGACCGAGGUACUCUGUAAAGAAAUACUACGGGUUGGUGACAUUGACGAUGGCGGCUGGGAUGUAUGUGUCGAUGAUAAAUACAGACCGUCCUCCCCAUGUCUAGUCUACUCAUUUGGCAUAAAGGAUGACUGGUCAUUCGAUGAAAGGAUAGCGUCGCGAUUUGGCUGUGAAGUGCACAGCUUCGAUCCUAGUAUUGGACUACUGGACCAAAGACGAUCUCAACUACAAUGGUUCCACAAUCUCGGAUUGUCCGGCCAAAAUGGCACCAUUAAAAGGAAAGGCGUCGAAUGGAGCAUGAUGAAUUUGAAAUCGAUUCGGACGAUGUUGGGACAUAACAAUCGUCAAAUUGACAUUUUGAAAAUGGACAUAGAGCGAUCAGAAUGGAUAUCCCUACCCAACAUUCUGGAAACCGGAAUUUUAAAGGAUGUCAAACAAUUUUACAUGGAAGUUCAUUUUGUCACCAAUCGUUGGCCUGUCAAUAUCUUCGCCGACUAUUUAGAAUUACUGAGACAAAUACAUAAAAUGGGGUUCCGGCUUUUCUGGUCUCAUCCAAAUCAAGUACCUGAAAAUGUUGGAAAGUCGAAGUUUAACGAUCGAAUUGUGUCGGCGUGUUACGAAUUAUAUUACGUUAAUAUAAAUAAGUAACGGUUAUAGUAUACGCGAGUGAGUGUGUGGGAAGGAAGGAAGGAAGGAAGGAAGGAAGGAAGGAAGGAAGGAAUCGUCUAUAUGAUGAGUUUUAUAGGCGGAAAAAUCCAAACUCUUUGGUUGAGGCAGGGGCAGGGUAAUCAAUUGUUAAGCCAGUUUCAAUUUUCAAAUCUAGAACAAGGUAGUGACAACGAAAGUACCAGACAUACAUAUUGCUUUCAACCAGUUGACGGUAGGAAUCAAGAUGUAAUUAUUUUCUCUUUGAGGUGGCACUACCGGUACUUGUACGUGUAAAUGGACUUAUGUUUAACGUGUACGUCUCAUUUAGGCGACACGGGUAACAGCUAACACAUGUAAUGUUUUUAUUCUAUUAAUGAGAUAGGUAUAGGUAAGUGAUGAAUUUGUAUGUGUGUGCGAAAUGUGUGUUUUUGUGUCUUUGUUGUUUUGUUUGAUGUUAUUUAUUUAUUUAUUUAUUUAUUUUUUUCAUUCAUGAUGUUUUUAAUAAACAUAUCAGUCAGUGCCUAUGUCGCAGUGAAAUAUA